Mya arenaria is the source of this 1638-nucleotide messenger RNA. RefSeq lists its product as uncharacterized. The record is from RefSeq and is a predicted model, not a curated record. Gene Ontology annotation, molecular function: zinc ion binding; protein binding. The transcript has a single exon. Lineage: Eukaryota; Metazoa; Mollusca; Bivalvia; Myida; Myidae. The coding region runs from base 1 to 1638 and encodes 545 amino acids.
AUGGCGGAGUGUCAGGACACAUCUGAGCUGGGGGGAAAAGAAGACAAAGAGGAAGAUACUGAACUAUUUUGUGAACAAUGUCUUGAUGAAGGAACGUCUAUUAAGGCAAAAGGAUAUUGCUUGGAUUGCAAUGACUAUCUAUGUGAAACAUGUUUGAACGUUCACUGUUUGACCCGCCCAAUGAGAAAACAUAGAUUGUGUAGAACGGAUGAGGUUCCGAAAAGAGAUGAACAAAGGGAAAACAAUCCAAACGACGCGACCAGUGAUAACACAUCUUUGGUCUGCCAGAUCCAUGAUGGGUAUGUUAUUGUUUCUUACUGUGGAACGCACAACCAAUUAUGUUGUGAGAAAUGUCUCAAUAUCGGUCAUGUGGCCUGCAAAGACUUGAAUAACAUCACUGAGUUUAAAAAUGAGAUAACCAGUAAAAAGGAAUUCAAUUCGUUUUGUGCAUCUAUGACACACUUUAAAAACAAAUGGCAGAUAGAGAAACAACGAGCGUUCUCGUACCUAGAUGAUGUCAAUCGUUGCUAUGAAACUACAAUCAGUUUUGUAACAAACCAACUGGGUGAAAUGAAAGCAGCAGAUAGCGCUUACUUGGGUUCGGUUAUUGCAGCAUGCGAGAGUACGAUUAAUCAGCUUGACCAAUGGCUGUCAGAUGUGGAGAGUUUCAAAACUUCAAAGCAGAAUAAUAAAUUGUUGCAAUUUAUGCAUUCCACACAGUCUCAGUUGCGUGUAAUGGACGACUACGUCCAUGCUUCCUUUGGUAAAAGCCAGAUCACUCGCUACUGUAUUGGCAAUGUGGAACCUUCAGAAACAUCUAUUAUCAACAUUGCAAAAACGCCUUUUCUGUUGAAGAGGCUGAACGUUAAAACGUUAAAUAAGAGUAAAGUGCCCAAAAUAAGAGAUAUUAUUUGCUUGAAUAAAACUCAUAUGCUUGUAAUUGAUGAACACCAAAACAAUAUUCGUCUGAUUGACACUACGGAAGAUAAAGUUAUCUCAAGACAGACAAUAGAUGGCUUACCACUGCAAAUGAGUCGCGGGGAACACACGGAUGUAUAUGUGCUGCACCUGGAUGGUCAAAUUAACGUUGUUCAGCUGCAAGAACAAGAUAACAAGUUUGGGUUGAAAGACAAAAUCCGAACUGGGACUAAAUAUCAUACGGUCGAUUAUUACAACCAAAAGUUAAAAGUCAUUGGAGGAAAUCCUAUAAAACUGACUGAGCUUACGCUUGACAGAAAGGUAGACAGAAUCGUGAGCGAAAGCUUGUCGCAAACUAAAGAUGCAAACGGUCAAUCGCUCAUUUCUUCCGUUUCUUUUUCAACCGUUGAAAAAUCCAAUGGAUCAGUAUUCGUUCCCGGAAAUAAUUCCAUUGUUGAAAUAAAAAAUGAUGGAACUGUAGAGUUAUUCGCAUACUCAGAGCUACUGCAGUCGCCACAGAACAUACGAGUGUUGGAAGAUUCCCUUCUGGUUUCAAGUUUGAUGAACAAGAAUGUUUACAGGGUCUACCGUAGUAGUCACGUUUCAAGCGUGUUUCCAAAACCUCUGGAUUUUCCCGUGGUGGCCAUUGGCUAUGAUUCCGAGGAAAGACGUCUUUUCGUAGGUGGAGAGAGUGAAUAUGUGCAUGUGUAUCAACUGUAA